UGACAACCGGCCUACGUAUCAGCGUGACGGACCAAUCACAUGCCAGCAUUUAUUCCCAAUCGACUGGUAUGUGCCUUUCCAAAUAACUUCGAGACAAAAGAAGACGAGGAAAAAUCUGAUGUCAGCAAUACAGACCAAAAAGAGGGAUUUCGGUAAAAUACAUUUAACAACAAUAAAUACAAAUAAAAAAAUACCACAAGGAUUAUUGCUCAUAUUUGGGUUUUUUUUCCCAUAUGGAAAUGAAUAUCUUGCCGAGACACCACUUAGCUCAAAUACUUUUACAGUCACCCUGAAAAGUAUUUUCAAACACUAUUAUUGUGUACUGAACUGAACCGACGACGACCGUCGCCUGGCAACGGAGCUGGAACAGGUGCACAACUCAGCAGCGUCCGCAAACGCUGGCGACUGACCGAAGUCAUUUGGUUUUAACGUUCAAAAUUUUCCCAGUGAGACAAGAUACACACUUAUCUGCAAACAAUUGUCUCUGCUGCUGCUGCUGCAUGUGAACUCAAGAUGGACAUGACUGACGAAAAUGACUCUCACCAACUGAGAUAUAUGGCUACAUCACCAAACAUACCGACGGUAGGUCAACUUUAAGGUAAUGCUAGCUAGCUGACGUUGCGUUAGCAAACUCCCUCUGCGGAAAUGCUCAAAUGAAUUAUCUGAAUAAACAUUCGCCUUGGCAGAUUCCACACAAUUUUAGUUGUAUAGAAAUAUAUAUCUUUUUCAUUUUUCAUUUGUCCUGGAUAUUUAUCCGAACUGUCAUGUCACUAGCAGCUACAGCAACAACGUAAAAAAACAACAACAACAACCUAUGUUAGAGAUACAGAAAUCUACCUGUCAACAGCAAUGCUGAUUGGAUAUGGUAAUUGUCUUUCACCAAUGGAGGCAAAGCCGUUUCAAGCCCCCUUUGAUGGCUGGUUUGAUGACAAACAGUAACGUCAGCCACGACGGGAGUCGAGGCGCUAUAUUUGCACUAUAUUUGCUUAAAACACACAGAAUCUCCAAGUGAAAGGUGUUUUAUUGUCAUCACAACAAAAAUCUUUUUUGGGUCCCCUCAAAUUUCUGAGGAGGCGCCGCCUCCCUUCCCUCCCCUGGCGAGCCGCGACUGUACCUGAAGGAGACAUGGCUCAUCCCUGCUUAAAAGAAAUGGCAAGGUCCUCCACCCCACCGGCUGUCAGGAAAUUCCGCAAUCACAUCCAACCGGAACUAGGAGCAACAAGAGUGCACCCAGGCAAGGGGAAUGAUCCAGAUGUCGCCAGCACUCUUGUUCAUGGCAUUAGAACCAAAUCAGCUUUCAGUAGCAGAAGCUUGUUAAAUCCCCCCCUAAAGACCUCGUUGCAAAAUAAGUUGCAAGAGCUCAGUGACGACGUGUACGCCUCCGGUCACAAAGCACCUCUGGGCAGGUCAUAUGAUCAACGUAUGGGACUCCCUUCCUGGUAUAAUGACAGAACGACAUUCGGUGUUAAAACAAUUACCGAUGGGGCUGCGCGGGAGAUUAUUAACCCUCCAAAAACAGCUGUGGAGGUGGAGAAGAAUGCUCAGGUGGGCCACGAGGCGUAUGUCCUUAGCCACAAUGCCUAUUAUGUUGGUGAGCGGAUCGACAGGAAGUACGACUGGUAUCACUGCAGCAAAGACAGCAGAUUCGGGAUGCUCACACCUCAUUUUAAUGAUGGACGUAAUGUUGGUAAAUGUCUCUGCGGGCUCGGGGAGUCAAGGAAGUUUUGUAAUCCAAAGACUGUUUGGAAAAGAUCUGGGAACAAGGAAAAGUUGGAGCCAAAAAGCGACAAAGCGAACUGGAUGAGAAGAAAUCCCUUGAAUUUGCCGCCAGAUCACACCUUUGGAUUACUCCCACCGCUCGAUGAAUAUGGGGCUGGAGAAACAAUCCACUCCACAGGGCCAGGGCAGUACGCUAGAGGCCCAGACCCGCAGCGCAGCCUGGUCAACGCCGUGCGACACCACCUCAAGAAGGUCAAUUUCCAAAACUUCCCCUCCCUGCUGCAGGCAUUCCGACAUUACGACAAGAAAGGCAAAGGAAGGAUUGACAAAGAGGACCUGCAGGCGGUGUGCCGCCAGUUCCAGCUGGAUGUCGGCGGGCCGGUGCUGGGCGACCUGAUGGAUUGCUGUGACACAGACAAGGAUGGACAAAUAAACUUCCUGGAAUUUGCCAACUACCUCAACUGGAAGGACAUGAUGUUCAUCGACCCAAGGGAUCAACGCAUCAUAACCAACGAGAGGAAGUAUUUGUCACAAUCAGAACAGCGUCCUGCCUAUCAGGCCUUGAUUAAACCCGAGGACCUGGAGCCAGUAGAGCCAGGCAGCUCCAAGAAGACUCCCAGGACCCUGAGGCGACUCAUCGCAGACCCAGACCACUUCUUCAUCGCCUCUUCCCUUAUCGGGCCAAUCAGUGAUCGUCCACUCACUUCAAAUAGUCGCACCUAUGGGAUCCCGUCUGUGCGCUCCGACCUUGCAGUGCCGCGCAUCAAGAGAGUCGCUGACACCACUGACUACGGCGACACAUCGAGGGCCGCAGAUCUCCUGCAUCCAUCAGUUUACGCCCUCCGGGGAGUUCACGAGGAAGACUUCUUCUGUCCUCGCACCAAGGAGGAGAUUGCAGAGAUCUUCAGUAAUGUGGGUGUGAAUAUUUCAGGGGAAACCUUCGAGGAGGUCUGGAGGCUGGCGUCCAUGAGGCAACCGCAUGGGGACGUUUGUGUUGAGGAUUUCCGUGACGUACUCAAGGAAAUGAAAGCAAUGUGACACUGGGGGGGGGGAUUUUUAUCUUUACAGUGUUUCUCCACAACAGACAAUAUUUCUGCCUAAAUACAUAUCUCCGCUUUCCAGUGAAAACAAAAUAUUUCGGUUUGAUGGCAGUGCAUUUUUAACAAGAUGAGGAGAAAUAAAAUACUUAUGCAGCCCAGAUAUAUAUGACAGCUGUUGUUUUUUCAACAGUGGUAGGAUGAAACUUUCAUCAUAAGUGUUUGUUUGCUGUGUUGUUACGUUUUCACAUGACAACCAUAAUUUCUUAUAAAUCUCUAACAGCAGUAACAGUAUUUAAAGAGCAAAACAGGCAUUCCUAAUGUAAAUCACAAACUUCCUGCAUCUUAUUUCUUACAAAAAAUGGACACUUAUAUUGAUGCAUUACUUUUAUUGUCAUUAUAUUUUUAUUCAUAAGAAUGUAAGUAUCAGCCACUGGAGAUCUGAACAGACAAAGUCAGUAUUAAAGGGGCAGUAAGCUGUAAACUUUUUGUAAAAUUAGGCAACUAUUUCCCCACGGUUACGCUAGCUGUCGGUUCGUGCGCGUCGGAAUAAAACACCCGUUUCUUCAGCACAGCCCUGACUCUGUAAAUUGCGAGGUGCUAGCUACAAACGCUACAACUCAGGGGUUUUGGCCUUCUGUUUUUUUCCCUGUGGGGUCUAUUUGAGCUGGUGGGUGAACUCACUUAAUUCUGAGAGCUAUGUCUUUUGUGCUUGAUCAGUUCAUUUUAUUUGUGCUUUUCACAUACCUUAAGGCAAAUGUGUCACAUUCUAUUAUAUUGCUCAACUUUCACACUUGGUCCAGUCAAACAUGGAUGGAUGGUUUGAUACUUUAUCAUGAUCCUGGUAAUGAAUCAAUUGAAAAUACAGGAAAACAGCACUGCAUAGAACUUAUUUUAAUGGCUAACAUCAGACUAAUGUGUUUUGUCAUACAAGCCUUUAUCCGAGCUUCUUCUUGACCUAUUUUUUGGAUUAUGUUUUUUUUUUUUAUUGGAGUGCUGCCUUUUCUUUUAUGAAUUCAUGAAUUCGCUGGAAGCCACAAAGCAGUUCCUGGCAGAGCAGCCAUUAAAAAAGAAGGUUAUGCGAAGAGACAUACUGCACCUGUUACGCAUUUUUCAAUAUAUGGUUUUAUAUCUUAACCCACCACGUAUGUGAUGAUACGCUGGAUAACUGAGCUGCACCUCGAAGCUUUACGUUCUUUAUUGGGAAAAGUAGCAAACAGCUUGUUUGAUACAGUCGCUCCGAAAGCAGCCAGCGUUGGCACAAAUACAUUUCAUCGUAAUUGUUAUGAUAAUUCCUCACAGGACACUUCAUUUUUCAGGUGCAUGGAUUUGGUUAAUUAUUUAGAUACAACACAUCCUUUUGGAGAUAACAACCAGGUUCAUUUAUUUAACGUUUUGAGACAGAAGGCUGUGACUUUUACGUCUAUAUUUCAGCUAUAUUUUUUAAAUUUACUGUGACAUUUUCAUCUGCUCUUGUUGACGUUGCUCAGUCUGGACUUGCAGUGUGCUUAAAUGACUAAAAGUUUGAUUUUAACUCGAUUUCUAUUUUCAUAACGCAUUUUAAAGGCCCUCAACCAUCAUUGGUAUUCAUUAGUCAUGAUAUUAGCAGCACCACUAAUUCACUAUACAUAUACAUGUCAGUGGAUGAAAUGUUUUUUUUCCCUCUCCGUUACAUGUCUUGAUAUGGAGAAUCAAUUUUUUUUCCGAUUAAAAUGAAAGAUACAAUUUCAUGCAUAGAAGCAGCUCA
Molecule: messenger RNA, 4503 nt
Organism: Scophthalmus maximus (turbot)
Lineage: Eukaryota; Metazoa; Chordata; Actinopteri; Pleuronectiformes; Scophthalmidae
Gene: efhb
Product: EF-hand domain family, member B
Exons: 12
Coding region: 1126-2757 (543 amino acids)
Molecular function (GO): calcium ion binding
Source: RefSeq, a predicted model, not a curated record